Molecule: messenger RNA, 904 nt
Organism: Caenorhabditis sp. 36 PRJEB53466
Lineage: Eukaryota; Metazoa; Nematoda; Chromadorea; Rhabditida; Rhabditidae
Source: the annotation of a GenBank genome assembly
AUGGACGAGAAGAGUAAAGGAUCGUUGCGAGGGGUCGCUUUCGUCGCCGUCACUUUCUCGACGGUCGCAGUCACCGCUGUGCUCAUCGCCUUCCCACUGGUCUUCCAUUAUGUGCAGACUCUCCAGGCCUCCGUGCAAGGAGAAGUCGAGUACUGCAAAUCGCGAUCGCGAGACAUGUGGCGUGAGAUGGUCGAGGUUGCGCCAGAAGGACCAGAUGAUCCACUCGAUGUUCUACUGAGAGCAACCCGUCAGGCUGAUGCUCAGUGCUGCACUUGUCAGCAGGGACCGCCAGGACCCGAUGGAGAGCCUGGACAGCCGGGAAGAGACGGAGAGCCAGGACAGGGACCAGGAGAGCCAGGACCUCCAGGACCAGAUGCCGAGCUCCACGACCGUAUUCUGCCAGUUCCACCACAGUGCCCAUGCACUGCCGCUCCAGGACUAGGUGGACCACCAGGACCACCAGGACAAGACGGAAUCCCAGGAAACCCGGGACGCAACGGAGAAGAUGGAGCUUCAGGACCACAAGGACCGGCUGGGCCACCAGGACCACCAGGACAGCCAGGACAACCAGGUCAAAGAGGACCACCAGGAGAGCCAGGAGCACUUCUUCCAGGUGGAGAUGCUCCACCAGGCCCACCAGGACCACCAGGAAGACCAGGAGCUCCGGGACAGCCAGGAAAGGCUGGAACUCCUGGACAAGACGGAACCAACGGAGACGCUGGAGUUGCUGGAGAGCCAGGUAUACAGAGAUACGAGCUACUCUGACUCAAUUUGUUGUGAUUUAGGACAGCGUGGACCACCAGGACCACCAGGUCAGGCUGGAACUCCAGGAAGUCCAGGAGAUGCCGGGUCCCCAGGAUCUUGCGAGCACUGCCCACCAGCUCGUCUUGCCCCAGGAUAUUAA